Molecule: messenger RNA, 756 nt
Organism: Andrographis paniculata
Lineage: Eukaryota; Viridiplantae; Streptophyta; Magnoliopsida; Lamiales; Acanthaceae
Product: NDR1/HIN1-like protein 2
Exons: 1
Coding region: 40-756 (238 amino acids)
Source: RefSeq, a predicted model, not a curated record
UUUCAAAUCCCUAACCGCUUUUCCCUCCUCAAACCGCCCAUGGCGGCCUACCAAUUCGCCGGAGACUUCGCCGCGCCGCCAUCCAAGCACCGCAAUAAAGGCGGGGACCGCCUCUGCUCCUGCGGAAUAUUCCGAUGCUGCUUCGGUUGCUGCUGGAGAAUCUUCCGGUGCGGCCUCGGCUGCCUGUGCAACCUCGUCUGCCAAAUCAUCUGCGCCGUCCUCGUCAUCGCCGCCAUCGCGAUGCUCAUCGUCUGGCUCCUUUUCCGGCCGAGCAAUCUCGAAUUCCGCGCCGGAGAAGCUUCUCUGACGGAGUUCAGCCUCGCCGGUAACACGGUGAGGUACAAUUUGGCUCUCAAUGUGUCGGCGAGGAAUCCGAACUCUCGCCUCGAGAUUAUCUACGAGGAUAUCGAGGCGGUAGGGUAUUACCACGGCCAGGAAUUCGCCAGCGAUAGAUUGCCGGCGUUUUCGCAGGAGAAGGAGACCACGCGCACGAUCACGGCGGAGUUUGAAGGACAGAAAGACGUGAGCCUCGGCGACGAAGCGCGUGCGAAUUACGAGGAAGAGAAAAGUUCUGGCGAGUUCCCGAUCGACGUCAAGGUUCAAUUGAAGAUCAAAUUGAAGGUGUGGUUGUUGACGUCGCCGUUCUCGCUCAAGCCUUCCUUCGAUUGCGACCUAAACGUUCCUCUGAAUUCGAGCGGGAAAUCGUACCAAGGUACGGAUUGCACUUUCGAUUGGCGCAAUAUUGAUCUCCAUUGA